CUAGGCCUAGUUUAAGAUAAAAGGGUUUUGGAAAUCUUAAACUUACCUUCACUUAAGGCCAACCAAAAACCGACAGCGUAGUGUUCACUGUUGAGUGGGUGGUACCCCCAAACGAGUAGGUACUCAAGUUUGGUUCUUGGAUCCCGGAAGAGGUGCCGAUGAAGAAAGUCGGAGACAAGUUGAUCCCCAAGACCGAAGACGAGUUUGAUGCCGAGGACAUCAAAAAGGUCAAGAAUUAUGCAAAGGCAAUAAAUAUGCUUUAUUGUGCCGUAAAUCCUGAUGACUACCGCAAGAUCUCCUGCUGCUCAACCGCCAAGGAGAUGUGGGACAAACUUGAGGUGACGUACGAAGGAACGGACCAAGUACGUGAAGCCAAGAUUGACUUCCUCACCCAAGAAUAUGAGAUGUUCACGAUGAAGGAGCACGAGAAGAUCGACGACAUGUUUGACCGUUUUUCCAAGAUAGUCAAUGACCUCCAUGCAUUAAAGAAGACAUACACCGACAGGGAUCUUGUGCGAAAGAUCCUACAGAGCUUGACAUCCGAAUGGCGAUCCAAGGCCGAUGACAUCUAUGAAUCAAUCAGCACAUCAAAUGUCACCAUCGACAGCCUAAGAGGUAAUCUAAAAACCUAUGAAUCUACUAUUCUUAACCCGUCUUUAAAUGACCAAAGGAAAGGGAUAGCAUUAAAAGCCGUCAAAGAAUCAACGAUGGAUGAUUCAAGCGACGAUGAUGAAAUCAAGCUUGUCAUGAAGAAGUUUUGUAAACUUCUAAGGAAGAAAGAAAAGGUUGAGAAUGGCCCUGUGUGCUAUGGAUGUGGUGAAGCCGGGCACAUCAAGAACGAAUGCCCGAAAAGCAGAAGGAAUUCUCGGCACUUCAAAAGGCAAAGGGCAUAUAUCUCUUGGGGUGGCGACUCCGGCGACGAGUCAACCGAUCAAGACGAGGAUGAAACUGCCAACCUCUGUCUCAUGGCGCACGAAGACCAAACCGACGAUGUACAAGAGGUAUGUACCAUUUCUUCCGACUCUUACACCUUUUGAAGAAAUGCAAGAAGCACUUCAUGAACUUUAUGACGAAUUUGUUAGCGCUUCUAAAAUCAACAAAUCGUUAAAGAAACGCCUCUCCACUCUUGAAAAUGAUUUUGAAAAUCUGAAAAAAGAUAAUGAGAAGUUAAAACAAGAGAAUAAAUUUUAUGGCAAAAG
Molecule: messenger RNA, 1199 nt
Organism: Cuscuta campestris
Lineage: Eukaryota; Viridiplantae; Streptophyta; Magnoliopsida; Solanales; Convolvulaceae
Source: the annotation of a GenBank genome assembly